CGUCGCGCACCCCUCGCCGCAGCUGCCGGGAGCGGACGCGGGAGGGCGGCUGGGGUCUGCGCGCAGGGUCCCCGCGGCUCCCCGCGGCCCUUUGUCCCCGCACCCCCGCGGGGCGAGCGCGGCUCGGGGCGUCGCGUUGGCCGGAGGCUCUUACACACGCCCGAGAGCCCCCGGUCCCCCGGUCAUGACAAGGAGCCUCCGUCUUUAGGACUACCAGCCAGACUCCCAGAAAUCAUGUUGGUAGGGUCCCAGUCCUUCUCACCUGGGGGACCCAAUGGGAUCAUCAGAAGCCAGUCCUUUGCGGGGUUCAGCGGCCUUCAGGAGAGACGAUCCAGAUGUAACUCCUUUAUCGAAAAUCCCUCCGCUCUCAAGAAGCCUCAGGCCAAACUGAAGAAAAUGCACAAUUUAGGACACAAAAACAAUAACCCUCCCAAAGAGCCUCAGCCUAAGAGGGUAGAAGAGGUCGUCAGAGCCUUGAAAAAUGGACUUGACGAGUAUCUGGAGGUUCACCAGACGGAGUUGGACAAGUUGACAGCUCAGUUAAAAGAUAUGAGAAGGAACUCUCGCCUGGGUGUCCUGUAUGACCUAGACAAGCAAAUUAAAACAAUUGAAAGAUACAUGAGACGCCUGGAGUUUCACAUCAGUAAGGUGGACGAACUCUACGAAGCUUACUGUAUCCAAAGACGCCUCCAAGACGGUGCCAGCAAAAUGAAGCAAGCCUUCGCAGCCUCCCCGGCCAGUAGAGCUGCCCGGGAGAGUCUGUCCGAGAUCAGUCGCAGCUACAGGGAGUACACGGAGAACAUGUGUGCCAUUGAAGCAGAGCUGGAGAAUCUGCUGGGGGAGUUCUCCAUCAAGAUGAAAGGUCUGGCUGGUUUUGCUCGCCUCUGUCCUGGAGAUCAGUAUGAAAUUUUCAUGAAGUACGGCCGACAGAGGUGGAAACUGAAAGGCAGAAUAGAAGCCAACGGCAAGCAGAGCUGGGAUGGAGAGGAGGUCGUGUUCCUGCCCCUGAUCGUCGGAUUCAUUUCCAUCAAGGUCACGGAACUCAAAGGGCUCGCCACUCACCUCCUGGUCGGCAGUGUGACCUGCGAGACCAAAGAGCUGUUUGCCGCCCGACCUCAGGUGGUGGCGGUUGACAUCAAUGACCUUGGCACCAUCAAACUGAGCCUGGAGAUCAGCUGGUACCCCUUUGACGUGGAGGACAUGGCCCCGUCCUCGGGCGCCGGGAGCAAGGCCGCAGCCCUGCAGAGGAGAAUGUCCAUGUACAGCCAGGGGACCCCGGAGACGCCCACCCUGAAGGACCACUCCUUUUUCCGGUGGCUGCGCCCUCCGGCAGACAGGCCGCGGCGGCUGUCUGUCUUGAGUGCCUGGCAGGACACUUUCUUGGCCAAGCUGCACUGCAGCCGCUCCCUCAGUGACCUGCCCUCCCUCCGGCUGAGACCCAAGGCCGGGCUAGAGUUUUAUGUGAGUGCGGGUGGCCUGCCCGCUGGGAAGUGCUUGCCGUGGGGGCUGGUGGCACGUGUGCUGUGGUCUGUCCGUUUUUCCCGCUUCUCUGUCGCGCUCGCGGGGCGACGGUUACAGCCGUCCUGUCCCUGGGGCGGGAAAUUGGGUCACGCAUGCGCCUCUGUCCGCCAGGUGGUUGUCCCUGUCUUUGGCGAGCCCCGCUUUUGUGCUGUGGUUUUUCUCCGCUGGGGCAAAGAUAUCCAUGGUAACAAGAUCUUCAUCUUUAAGAAACCGCUAACGUUGCGCUCACCUUCCUGCUUCAGCCCUUACAGGUCGGUACACCCAGAGGCCAGGGGGCACCUGAGCGAGGCGCUGACAGAAGACACAGGAGUCGGGACCAGUGUGGCCGGAAGCCCCCUCCCCCUGACCACAGGAAAUGAGAGCCUGGACAUCACCAUUGUCAGGCACCUUCAGUAUUGCACCCAACUCGUUCAGCAAAUUGUUUUCUCGAGCAAAACCCCAUUUGUGGCGAGCAACCUCUUGGAGAAGCUUUCUCGGCAAGUCCAGGUGAUGGAGAAACUGUCAGCCGUCAGCGAUGAGAACAUAGGGAACAUCAGUUCUGUCAUUGAAGCCAUCCCAGAAUUUCACAAAAAGCUGUCUUUGCUGUCAUUCUGGACGAGGUGCUGCAGCCCGGUGGGGGUCUACCACAGCUCGGCUGACAGAGUGAUGAAGCAGCUGGAAGCCAGCUUUGCCAGAACCGUCAACAGAGAAUAUCCAGGACUCGCAGACCCAGUGUUUCGAACCCUGGUGUCCCAAAUCCUGGACCAGGCUGAGCCUCUGCUCCCCUCCAGCCUCUCUUCGGAGGUCAUCACCGUUUUCCAGUAUUACGGCUACUUCACCAGCCACGGUGUGAGCGACCUAGAGAGCUACUUGAACCAGCUGGCCAAGCAAGUUUCCUUGAUUCAGACCCUGCAGUCGCUGAGAGAUGAGAAACUGCUCCAGGCCAUGAGUGACCUUGCACUGGGCAGCCUCUCGGCCCAGCAGGAAGUACUCGGGACCCUGGCUGUGCUGCUGACUGGCGAUAACCAGGAAGCCCGUGAGGCUGUGAUGCUGUACUUGACCGCAGCCUCCAGAAACGAGCACUUCAGGGAAAAGGCCUUGCUGUAUUACUGUGAGGCACUGACAAAGGCAAACCCCCAGCUCCAGAAGGCAGCCUGCCUGGCCCUGAAAAGCUUGCAGGCCACCGAAAGCAUUAAGAUGCUGGUGACUUUGUGUCAGUGCGACACCGAGGAAAUCAGAAACGUGGCCUCGGAGACCCUCUUGUCUCUCGGAGAAGAUGGGCGGCUGGCGUACGAACAGCUGGACAAAUUUCCUCGAGACCGUGUUAACGCUGGAGGGCGUCAUGGGGCUGAAGUUGCCACGGCCUUUUAAUGAGCUCUGCCCAACAGCCAUCUUAAUAAAUGGCCCUGUUCAUCAAGAUGGUGCUGGGAUUUAGCGGGCGUGUUUAAACCUUGAAGAGUUCUGCUGAGGUUGUCUGGAAAUUUAACACGUCAUAGAUAGAAGUCAAAGUCGAGCGUCAUAGUACCUAUCUACUUUUCCUUUGGCCGAUAGAAUAGGGCCAAUAUGACUCCGUAGAUGACGGUGUCGAUUGCGUCUGACGAUACUUGGUAAAAGAAUCCAUCUUAUCUCAUAUGUAUGGAAUUUUAGAACAGCCAUCUUUGUACUUUUUUGGAAGUUCUUCUCUAAGCCUAAAAUCGUCACAUGAUACUUUGAUGACUGUCACACGCCUUGCGGUGUCUCCCCGUCGUGUCCUGAGGGUUGAGGGGCCCCACCAGCUACCUAAUUUUACCUUAAAUGCAAAGCACAAAAAAGAAUUUCUUCGAAUAACAGUUUGCCCGCAGAACUCGGUAAAAUGACACAUUGUAAGAGUUUAAAUUUUUUUUUAACUUCAUUUUUUUUCCAAGCCUCCAUUACUUCUUUUGUUUCUUUUCUCCAUCCUGACCGUUCCCAAAGCAUGUUUCUGUGAUGGAUAAAAGACAGGUUGAUGUCUAAGAUGAUACCCGUACUCCUUAAAAAAAAGACAUUCGAAGUUGAAGCUUUUUUGAACACGAGCCAUUUUUUUUUUUUUU
Molecule: messenger RNA, 3569 nt
Organism: Panthera uncia (snow leopard)
Lineage: Eukaryota; Metazoa; Chordata; Mammalia; Carnivora; Felidae
Gene: RIPOR2
Product: RHO family interacting cell polarization regulator 2
Exons: 21
Coding region: 235-2871 (878 amino acids)
Source: RefSeq, a predicted model, not a curated record